AAAGACAAUAUUUAUCGCUUGUUCAGUGAUUUUUAUUUUUAAGCAUAAGAGACAGACUAAAUUACUUCUAAGUUGGACGGUUUCCGAUUUGAACAUGUGUGCACAUCUGUGGUAAAAUAAGAGUGAAUAGAUUACAAAUAUGUACUUUUAAUGUCUAAUUAUAAAAAUAUUAGUAAUAAGAAUUAAGGGACGGGAACUUCUGAUUAUAUCAAUGCAUGUAUGCGCAAUGUAAAGUCACGCGAAGGCUUUUGUCAUUGUUAUUUUAAUCCCUGACUCCGUUUGAGCACUCAGUAUGUAUCAAAUUUUAUAAAUAAACAAAAUAUCAAGGAAAACUUUAUUGUAACCACAAAGACACAUGUUUAGUACAAAGGGGAGUGAGCUAUUCGUUUCGAGAAACAAAUCUUAAAAACUACAGGGAAGAACUUCAGUUAAAACAUUCAUAUUUCUAGAACAAGAACGUGUUCAGGAGGAAAUUUUUGUGCAUGUGUUUUAUAAGCAGGAUCUAAUAGAUAUUUUUCAAGGAAUUAGGACUCUUCAAUAUUGAAUGGACAGCAUGAAAAUAUCUACAUUUGGUUAACAUAAAUAGACCAAUUAACUCGAUCAAAUGUGUAUUUAAUAUUAGGAACGGAUAGUUAAUUCUUCACAAUGAAUAAUUCCAGUUACACCAAGAACAUAACAAACAUUGACUUGGAGAUUUUAAACUCAGCGGAAGCAAUCCGUCGACUUCCGGUUAUAAUGUUCAUAUUGAUUUUGAUUAUCAUUGGUGUUUUUGGAAAUUUACACGUUUUUUACAUCUACAUUACGAAGUUUGGAUCUUCGACAUACCGAAUGUUUGUGUUGUCCUUAGCUUCUGUAGAUAUAUUAAGUUGCUGUAUGUCGAUGCCGUUUGAAAUGGCUGAUGAAUUGAACCCGUACAUAUUUAACUCGGAAAUUACUUGCAAAAUAUUUCGAUUUUUGAACACGUGCUUGGCAAUGAUCACGGCUUUGAUGCUUGUUGUGAUAGCUUCUGAGAGGUACCGAAGAAUAUGUAAACCAUAUGGAAACCAGAUGUCUGAGAAACACGCCCGUUACGCAUUAAUUGGAGUUGUUCUUUUUGCAAUAAUUGCAACAAUGCCCGCCUUGUACGUUUACGGAAUUAAAACACUGCACCUCAAAGUGUCAGGACAAAUGAUUAAAGGUUCCGAAUGCACCUGGUCUGACGAGGUUGCUGGUAGUGUCAUAGGAUACGCUUAUUAUGCAUGGGGUUUGCUUGUUAUUCUUGUAUGUAUGUUUUUGUUGGUAAUACUUUACUCAUUAGUUGGACUUCAUUUGAGAAGACAUACAAUAAAGAUUCAAUCUACGAUUAGAUUGAAACAUCGCAGACGGAAAUCAACGAUAAGACGUUCUGUUCUGGGCUCUUUAAAAAUCCGACGAAAGAGUCGACAGAUACGUUCUGCUGACAGCAAGGCGUUACAAAAUCAGGGAGACAAAAUUAAAAUUAACGCUAGACAUUCCGCACCAAUUCAUCUUACAAAAAGCACUGACAAUAAACCAAGCAUUCGCCGGAAGUCAACCUUUAAUGUUUUAGACCCACUACAAAUGAACACUAUCGAAAUGUUGUCUUUUACACAGAAUGAUUUUCUAACAAUACAACCAUUUUGCGAAAAUGUGAAGACCUCAUUACACGAUACCGGUGAUACUGAGUGCAGCAGCACUGCAUCUUUCGAUAUCAAAAUCGACGGAAAAGGUGACAAUUCUGAAGAAGGUAAAAUUAACCAAACCUUGUGUGACAGUUACAAAGACAUUCAACAAAUUGGAGUAGGGGUAGAUAAGUGUCAAACUCCGGACGAAAAUAAAAUCACUGAUCCGAAUUCUACAUAUGAAAUGAAAACUUUGCCAAAACGAGGCACUAUCAUGCGGAAAACAAAAACUUUUAUCAGCGACCGUGAGCAGCGGAUUACAAAAGUAUUAUUUACAAUUACAUUAUUAUUUAUUUUUAGUUUUCUUCCGUAUAUAAUUAUUCUGAUUGUAUACAGUGCAAAUCCCUCAUAUGAAGAGAAUCUGACAUCUACGCCGUUGUAUCCAAUAUAUCUUAUUGGUCUACGACUGUACUUAAUCAACAAUGUUGCUAAUUCUUUGUUGUAUAUUUCAUUUGAUUUGAAAUUUCGAAAACAGGGCUAG
Molecule: messenger RNA, 2160 nt
Organism: Mytilus californianus (California mussel)
Lineage: Eukaryota; Metazoa; Mollusca; Bivalvia; Mytilida; Mytilidae
Product: alpha-2C adrenergic receptor-like
Exons: 2
Coding region: 646-2160 (504 amino acids)
Biological process (GO): neuropeptide signaling pathway
Cellular component (GO): membrane
Molecular function (GO): neuropeptide receptor activity
Source: RefSeq, a predicted model, not a curated record